UUUCCCGCCAGUUUUCUGAAGAUUUUGCCUGCUCGGUAUGUUUUCUGCUCGCGGUCCAACCGACAUCUCUUCAGUGUGGACAUACCUUCUGCCGCCCGUGUCUUGCUAAGUGGUACCUUGCGUCUGGGAAGAAACAAUGUCCGUUGUGUAGUCAAGCAUACCAUGGACAUCCGAAGAUCAAUAUCCAUAUCAAGAAUAUGAUGGAAAAACUCUGCCCCGAGCAGCUCACAGAGCGCGAGAAAGAUAUAGACAAGAGUUUGAAAGAUCAAGAAAUGAUGAAAAAGUUUGACCAAGCACUUCUCAAGGAGACCCGAAAGAUAUACAGCGUGAGAGCAUUUUGCCACGGAAUCACUUUCUCCGCGUUUGUAACUGCAUAUCUGACGUGGUAUUGGAGAUUAAGUGAGCGAAGCUCAUUCGCUGAGAAGCCUGUGAAGCUAUGGAAACCCCAUGACGUGAAAGCCUGGCUGGAAGACUUUACCUGGGCCCGGGAAUAUGCAAACAAAAGCAUAGAAAGCAACACGGAUGGAGGCAAGUUAUUGGCCCUGAACGAGGAAUCGCUGUUGGGGCUCUUUAAUGUAUCAGAACCCGCACACCAAGCUGCUCUUAUGUCAGCUGUUGCAAUACUUAAAGAACGAGAUGUCAAAAUGCCCGCAACACUUUGGGAAUAUAAGAAGCUAUUUCCUGGUCGGUGUCUGUUUCUUGCCCAUGGGAUGAAAGCAUUUCCAAGAGCCACUAUUUUGAGUCUGUGGAUGUACUUCUAUGAAGACAUGUUUGUACCUUUAGUGAAACUUACCACAGAUACAAUACAAACAGGCAUAGAGGCGGAGACUGAAAUCAAAACUUCUCAAUGGGUGAGCUUCGUGUUCUAUUCGCUGAUGCUGCCACAGUGGAUCGUGGUUACCGCAGCUUACCGGGUGAUAACGAACGACAGUUUUACUCUGAUGAUGAUAAUUAUGAACGCCAUCCUGAUUCAGGUUUUAGAGAUCCUAUGGAUGAAAUCUUUCUUCAGCGGUAACUGGGAAGAGAGGGACAUCACUCACAGUCUUUUGAGUUAUGGAAAGCACCUGUUGCUGGCCUUCACAUGUAUGGUUAUCUGGCCAAUCAUUCCCAGGUUUUUGUGUGACCUCGUAUUUUACUGCGCUUUGUAUAUACGGCCAUUCAUAAUGUGUAGAGCAGUAUAUUUAAAGUUGGGACUACCGAAUAUUCGAUUGCAGAUAAUGCGUUGA
Molecule: messenger RNA, 1226 nt
Organism: Candidula unifasciata
Lineage: Eukaryota; Metazoa; Mollusca; Gastropoda; Stylommatophora; Geomitridae
Source: the annotation of a GenBank genome assembly